AUGGCACAGAUUCUUGAUAAGCUUUCACGUCUAGCAAUACCAAUUGGCUUUGCACUAGCCGUUGGACAAGCUUCUAUAUAUGAUGUGAGAGGAGGAUAUCGCGGUAAGAAGAGUUUUUGGAUAGAAAAUACUGAUGAAGCAGCUGUUCUUUUUGAUCGAUUUGUUGGGAUUAAAAAAGAAGUGAUUGGAGAAGGCACGCAUUUUCUUAUCCCGUGGCUCCAGCGUGCAAUUAUAUAUGAUGUGAGGACAAAACCACGAAAUAUUGCAACGACAACAGGAAGCAAGGAUUUGCAGAUGGUUUCAUUAACGCUGCGCGUAUUAUACCGUCCAGAUGUAACGAAGCUUCCAAAAAUCUAUCAAUCUUUAGGUCUUGAUUAUGAUGAACGAGUACUUCCGUCAAUUGGAAACGAAGUUUUGAAAUCAAUCGUUGCACAGUUCGAUGCAGCAGAGCUAAUUACCCAACGAGAAGUUGUUUCAUCAAAAGUUCGAGAGGAUCUCGUUAAACGUGCAUCAGAAUUUGGCAUUCAGCUUGAGGAUGUCUCUAUCACACAUAUGACAUUUGGUCAAGAAUUUACAAAAGCAGUUGAACAAAAACAAAUUGCACAACAGGACGCAGAGCGUGCUAAAUUUAUAGUCGAAAAAGCAGAACAAGAACGACAGGCCUCAGUUAUUCGUGCUGAAGGAGAGGCUGAAGCUGCUGAAACCGUGUCAAAAGCACUUCAACGUGCUGGAGAUGGACUAAUUUCAAUCCGAAGAAUCGAAGCAAGCAAAGAAAUUGCAGCAGUUCUUGCAAAUUCUAAAAAUGUAAUAUAUCUUCCGGGCCAAAACACAGGACUUGAACAUGGAGGUACACUGCAGGGGGCAAACUAUUUGCUAAAUCUUGGUCAUACAUAA
Messenger RNA from Pneumocystis jirovecii RU7, 894 nucleotides. Its product is annotated as prohibitin subunit PHB1. Bases 1 to 894 code for a protein of 297 amino acids. Gene Ontology annotation, biological process: mitochondrion organization. The transcript has 5 exons. The record is from RefSeq and is a predicted model, not a curated record. Gene Ontology annotation, cellular component: membrane; mitochondrion. Lineage: Eukaryota; Fungi; Ascomycota; Pneumocystomycetes; Pneumocystales; Pneumocystaceae.